This is a messenger RNA of Lethenteron reissneri (Far Eastern brook lamprey), 5522 nucleotides long. Its product is annotated as serine/threonine-protein phosphatase 2A 56 kDa regulatory subunit epsilon isoform-like. The record is from RefSeq and is a predicted model, not a curated record. Gene Ontology annotation, cellular component: nucleus; protein phosphatase type 2A complex; cytosol. NCBI's taxonomy places the organism in Eukaryota, Metazoa, Chordata, Hyperoartia, Petromyzontiformes, Petromyzontidae. Gene Ontology annotation, biological process: protein dephosphorylation; signal transduction. Gene Ontology annotation, molecular function: protein phosphatase activator activity.
GGCAGUCGCUUCAUAACGAGCGGCGCGGCGCCUGGAGCGCGGCCAACUUUGUUGAAGCAGAAACAGAAUUAAAACAUUUAAAAAAUAAAGUAACUCGCGCACGAAUGCGAAUAAAGCACAUUGCUUCGCACAGUAAACGUUUACUCUGUUCAAUCAUUUCUUUUCGCCGCGGUCGCUGGCGCCGUGAAGGUGAUGGAGGAGGCGAUGACUGCGCCGUGAGGAGGAGGAGGGAGGGAGGCCCCGCGUGGGGGUGGCGGCGGUGGGAGAGCUUUAACUCUCUCCACUUGGAACUUUCAUUUCACAGCAUUUACAUCUUUAUUAAACGCGCCGCCACCACCACCACCACCCCCUCUCCCGGUGCUGCUGCUGCCGCGGCAGAGAGGGCGGCAGCGAUGUCUGUGGCGAGUGCCGUGGGGCUGGAGAAGGCGGACGGGUUCAGUAAGCGCUCCGUGCGCCGCGCCGCCGGGAGGCUCAACCAGCGCCGAUCGUCGCUCUUCCGUGCCCUGGGCGCCCCUGUCGAGCUCAGCCCCCUGCCCCUUCUCAAAGACACGCCGCCGGGGGAGGUACAGGAGCUGUUCUGCCACAAGCUGCAGCAGUGCUGCCUGGUGUUCGACUUCCUCGACUCUGUCUCCGACCUCAAGGCCAAGGAGCUGAAGCGCGCUGUGCUCAACGAGCUGCUCGACCACCUCACCUCGGGGCGCGGUUCUCUCACAGAGCCACUCUACCCCGAGAUCAUACGCAUGGUCUCCUGCAACGUCUUCCGAGCGCUCCCGCCCAACGACAACAACGAGUUUGACCCCGAGGAGGAUGAGCCCAUGCUGGAGGUCUCCUGGCCCCACCUGCAGCUCGUCUACGAGUUCUUCCUGCGCUUCCUGGAGAGCGCGGAGUUCCAGCCGGCCAUUGCCAAAAAGUACAUCGACCAGAAGUUUGUCUUACAGGUGCUUGAGCUGUUUGACAGCGAGGACCCGCGGGAGCGCGAGUUUCUCAAGACCGUGCUGCACCGCAUCUACGGGAAGUUCCUGGGGCUGCGCGCCUUCAUCCGCAAGCAGAUCAAUAACAUCUUCCUCCGGUUCAUUUAUGAGACGGAACAUUUCAAUGGCGUGGCCGAGCUGCUCGAGAUCCUGGGCAGCAUCAUCAACGGCUUUGCGAUGCCCCUCAAGUCGGAGCACAAGCAGUUCCUGGUGAAGGUGCUGCUUCCGCUGCACACUGUCAAGGUUCUCUCCCUCUUCCACGCACAGCUCGCGUACUGUGUGGUGCAGUUCCUGGAGAAAGACCCGCAGCUGACGGAGCCGGUGAUUCGAGCGUUGCUCAAGUUCUGGCCGAAGACGUGCAGCCAGAAGGAAGUGAUGUUUCUGGGUGAGCUGGAGGAGAUCCUGGACGUCAUCGAAUCGAACCAGUUUGUCAAGAUCCAGGAGCCACUCUUCCGCCAGAUCGCCAAGUGCGUGUCGAGCCCCCACUUCCAGGUGGCGGAACGGGCCAUGUACUACUGGAACAACGAGUACAUCCUGGGACUCAUGGAGGAGAACAUCUCCACCAUCCUGCCCAUCGUCUUCGGCAGCCUCUACCGAGUCUCCAAGGAGCAUUGGAACCAAACCAUCGUUGCCCUGGUGUACAACAUCCUCAAGACCUUCAUGGAGAUGAACAGCAAGCUGUUUGAUGAGCUCACAGCCUCCUACAAGGCGGAGCGGCAACGGGAGAGGAAGCGGGAGAAGGAGCGUGAAGAUCUGUGGCAGAGGCUGGAGGAGCUGCAGCUGCAGCAGUCGCCCAACAACAACAGCGCUCGCGCGGCAGGCACCAGCUAGCUCCUCCUCGCCCCCCCCGCAGACCGCGGGUCCCCACGUCAGGUUUCCAUCCUCCUCCACAACCUCUCCUAUUUUUUUUUACUUUCUAAUUUUUGUUUCUAUUUCUUUGAGGGGGCAUAACACGAGUUUGCAAACAUCAAAAGUGGUGAAAGGAACGCUUGAGAUGGUGGGUGUUUGUGCGUUGCGUUUCUAAGUAUAUGAACGUCCUUUGGCCUUAAACUCACCGCGCGUGAGCUUUAAAAUAAAUAAAUAAACAGGUGGUGCAAAAUGUCCAGAUAGCAGGGACGAUAGGCGAGCGCGCGUCUUGUGUCGGGUGCAGCAUGCGCACGUAGUAUGCGAGCGACUGUGUUUGUACGCGCGAUGUGUUUGUACGUGUGUACGCAUGCGUGCGUGUGUGCAGCGUUGGCCGACCAGAAUGCCGAGAGGUUGCAUGUGUGGUGGUUUUACUCCCCAGAGCGAGCGCUCUGUACACGAACGCCUCGACUCCCUCUGCCAGAAAAAAAUAAUACCCCCCCCCCUCCUCCACCGCGAUUAAACAUUUCAGGUUUAUUCAUUCGGACGUUACGUACUUCAGCAAAAAAAAAAAUACCGCAAACAUAUCUGGACAAGAGCUAGUUCCUGAAGUGCAUCCAGGAACCGGGCGCGUCAUGUGACGCAGCAUCGCCUCGUCAGACACCUUGUACAUAUGCCUUUGUCUUCCACAGGGUUUUUUCGUAAACAGUUACGCAGACGUUAGCGUCUCAAAUUUGGUUUUUAAAACUUAAAAGAGAAACUUAAAAUGCAAAGGUGUUCUACGCGAGUAUUCGGAGUUCCGUAGAAGAACGCAGCGAGUGGCCGGGCUGCGUUUCUUCCCAAAGUUUUCUCUUCCUGCGACUUAAUUUGUUGGGGUGCGCCCCGGCACUUUCACUCGUUUCCACAUGGACUAGUACCGGUUUGUAAAGUUGGGUUCUGUUCUUGGGAAGGUGUGUGUGUGUGUGUGCGCGCGCGCGUUAUAAGGGCACUCUGUGUAAAGGUCGUUAUAUUUUUUGUUGCUUUUGACAAAAGCGAACGGGCGGAGGUGUGCUCAAUACAAACUCACGUCAGAGGUGCAGAUGGCCGGGGAGAGGGGGGUGGGGGGGAUAUUGGGACCUUUACACCAUUACUCUUAUUCAGAAAUAUUUUUAAAGUUUGUAAAGAUGUUGCAUAGUAUUUCAGUUAUUCUGUAAAAGUAAAAAAAAAAUCAAGCCGUGAAAAAAAAGACGCGUAAUGACGUUUCUAAGAGCUAGCAGGCCAACCUGGUUGUGAUUGCCGGCCUGCUGACGGCACGAGCCGCAGUAUGAGCACACCUCCACCACGCAUGCUGCGCCUCCCUCUCUCCUCCCUCCUGCCCGCCUGCGCCAGCUACAUCGCUUGCGGUUUUGGGUUUUCCCUUUGCCCAACCACCACGUGCGCCAUCCGCUGGCACGUUUGGAGCACCUCGUUGUACACCGGUGGGAAUCUUCGUUCCGCGUCCUCGCGUUAAACCUGGCGGACAAUUUUUGAACUGUUCUUGGGUUUGACGCGAGGAGAGGCAUAGGUGCGGAGAAGGCUACCGCCCCGCCUCGUUUCGUUCCGGGAAUCGUGACCCUGAUGACUUGUUUGGUCUUUCCCCAGGUGUCGUGUCGGCCUUGGCAAUUUCAGUAGCUCCUGUGAUUUGCUUGACGGUGCGGAGUAUUAGACUGUAGUCCGGUCCAGGUUUUCCAGGCAGUUUAUAUGCGGUGCAGUGGACGCGUCGGUUGCCAAGUACAAGGAUUACUGUCGUUUAGCUACCUGUCAUGAGAUGUCCCAGAGUGGAAAUUUGGUCGAACCUGAAACUGGAUCUUUUGCUUCUGGUUUAAAUGUAGAUGCAACCUAGCCUGGGUCUCUCUUGCUGUCCGACACAAGCGCGACGGUGUGUUUGGUUAAUACGCCAGUGCCGUGACAUCGUGGUAACACCCGAGUGCGAGGUCAGGCGCAGCCCAUUGGUGGAGCGAGCGGCUUGCAAUCAGGUUUGCGAAUUCAAAUCCUCAAUGCGGGUUAACUCGGAACGUCAUCCCAAAUUUUUUUAAACUCGUGUCAAAUGGCCUAAAUACUUGCGCAACGGUGUGGGUUCCCGUAUCCACAAGAGCCACGUGGUUUUUGGACUGCAUCUGUAAAGUUAAACAACGCCUCAGCGGCUGUUGGCGCUGGGCGGUUCAGGUAGUGUAGGAGUGUGUGUGGGAGGUGGAGUGCCAUCAUCUCGAGCAGAUCAGCAAAGGCGGUGGAUCGUGGUUGAGUGGCUAAAGCAGCGCGCACACCCUGUUUGGCGUGUAUGGUUGAUCGCAAUAGGACCAGGGCUUCAAUACAGCUCGGUCUGUCCAGGUUGGUGGUCCGAAAAAAUAUCCCGCACCCGGCACACCAUAUCCAGUAUACGCUCUCAGUAGGGCUGCGGCUACUAGUCACUUGCAGUCUGCUCCAGUGUAUCAACGACCUGGCUAGUAUUCGGUGAGCAGUAGAGAAAAAAUUGAACCCCCAUUGCGCCGCCUAGGUGUUGUGUGCAAGUUCCAAUCCAGUGAGCUGUCGUUGACUGACUCACCAAGUGAGGACACACCCGUGGGUGUGUCUCCGACCACGGGAAAAGCCUGCGGCUGUUGUGUUUUGCCGAACAUCACGCCUACACACGCGCGCGCUGUGUCUUGGGUGGUGCUGUAGUUAGCGCCGCUGCUGCCGAAAAGCAGCACUUCAACCAAUCAGUAGCUCUAUCCCAAAUGCCAACCUCCAUCACGGGCAAUGGUCAAUCCACUGCUGGAUAAAGGCCUCCCCAAGGUGUCACCGUUCCAUGGUCCUGUAAUGCAUGAAUCCACUUGGCACCUGCACAAGCGCUGAUUUUAUCAUUCCGUCUCCAUGGUGGUAGUCCUCUCCGACACUUCCCCUCCAUUGGCUCCCACUCCAUCUAGUCUUGAUCGUGCGUAGGUACAUAGCCAACCUACGAUGAUCGUGCUUGCCCAAGCCCACAUUUUCCAUACAGUCAAAUUCUUAUCUUUAACCUCUGCAUAUGUUUGUGAAUCCAUGUGUUAACUCCAUCCCUAUCGAUCCCAUAGUCACAUCCGUUUGCCCUGUGAGCCCCACAACUAGUGCCGGUUGAUCGAGCACUAGUACACACAGCAAGAUUAUCUUGUACUGCAGCAGCACAAUACAGACACCGGGAAAUGCGAUGCCCUUGGUCAGCACAGGUCAGUCCAACUGUUUAUUACAGAGCUGUUUUGCCACGGUUUUGUUUGCUUUUUAAUGCGAAAGGAUCAUGGAUCAAACCGAUUUAAGUGUUUGCCCUUGUGAAGAUUAACAGGGGCGGCAGGUCCACGAGUUUGCGAGUAGGAUUUUGGAUGAUCAGGUAUCGUGUGUUGAUGACAGGGCUUUGAUGUCGCGAGCCAGUGGUGGUGGUGCGUAGAUUAUGAGCGGUUCACAGGGGCGCAGUCGGGGCGGCUCAAGAAUCCCGUGUGGUGCGAGAGUGACGUUUGUUACCUACUUACAUGAAUGCCUUUCGUAAAAUAAAACAAAUAAAUUAUUUUAAAAAAGGUAUUUUUAUGCUCUACAGUAUCAGCGGAGGAAACUUUCAUUCCAAAGACGAUGAUCGGAUGCCGUCUUUUACUGGUGCACGAAUAAUGGCAUCGCGAUCACCCGUGUUUUCAGUCAUUGACCUUGCAAGGCCGAAUAUUGUGAAUACAAUAAAGCAAUUUGAGAAGA